Messenger RNA from Bubalus bubalis (water buffalo), 12152 nucleotides. It is a transcript of the gene USP34, whose product is annotated as ubiquitin specific peptidase 34. The transcript has 81 exons. NCBI's taxonomy places the organism in Eukaryota, Metazoa, Chordata, Mammalia, Artiodactyla, Bovidae. Gene Ontology annotation, molecular function: cysteine-type deubiquitinase activity; cysteine-type endopeptidase activity. Gene Ontology annotation, cellular component: cytosol; nucleus. Bases 258 to 10994 code for a protein of 3578 amino acids. The record is from RefSeq and is a predicted model, not a curated record. Gene Ontology annotation, biological process: protein deubiquitination.
CGCCGCCGGCGCCUCCGCGCCCCUCCGGCCUGCGCACCUCCCCUCGCCCCCCUCCUCUCCCCCGCCCGCUCCGGGGACCGCCGGCCCCCUCCCCCAUUCUCCAGCUCCCCGCCCCGUCCCCGCCGCCGCCCGCCCUCGUCGCCUCCCCGCCCCGCCGGCCGGCCGGCCCCCUCCUCCGCCUCUCUCCCCUCCCCCCCGCCGAUCGGGAUCAGUCAUUGCGAUCCGAAGCGGGGGAGGGGGGGGGCGGCGGCCGAACGAUGUGCGAGAACUGCGCAGACCUGGUGGAGGUGUUAAAUGAAAUAUCUGAUAUAGAAGGUGGUGAUGGACUGCAGCUCAGAAAGGAACAUACUCUCAAAAUAUUUGCUUAUAUCAAUUCCUGGACACAGAGGCAAUGUCUGUGCUGCUUCAAAGAGUAUAAGCAUUUGGAGAUUUUUAACCAAGUAGUGUGUGCACUUAUUAACUUAGUGAUUGCCCAAGUUCAAGUGCUCCGAGAUCAGCUUUGUAAACAUUGUACUACUAUCAACAUAGAUUCCACAUGGCAAGAUGAGAGUAAUCAAGCGGAAGAACCACAGGAUAUAGAAAGAGAAUGUAAUGAGGGAAGUACAGAAAGACAAAAAUCAAUAGAAAAAAAAUCAAACUCUACAAGAAUUUGUAAUCUGACUGAGGAAGAAUCUUCAAAGAACUCUGAUCCUUUUAGUUUGUGGAGUACAGAUGAGAAGGAAAAACUCUUACUGUGUGUGGCAAAAAUUUUUCAGAUUCAGUUUCCCUUAUAUACUGCUUACAAGCAUAAUACUCAUCCUACUAUAGAGGAUAUAUCAACCCAAGAAAGCAACAUUUUAGGGGCAUUCUGUGAUAUGAAUGAUGUAGAAGUACCAUUGCAUUUGCUUCGUUAUGUAUGUUUGUUUUGUGGGAAAAAUGGCCUUUCUCUUAUGAAGGACUGCUUUGAAUAUGGAACUCCUGAAACUUUACCAUUUCUGAUAGCACAUGCAUUUAUUACAGUUGUGUCUAAUAUUAGAAUAUGGCUGCAUAUCCCUGCUGUCAUGCAGCACAUUAUUCCUUUUAGGACAUACGUUAUCAGGUAUUUAUGCAAGCUCUCUGAUCAGGAGUUAAGGCAGAGUGCGGCUCGCAACAUGGCUGACUUAAUGUGGAGCACAGUGAAAGAACCAUUGGACACGACGUUGUGCUUUGAUAAAGAAAGCCUAGAUCUUGCAUUUAAGUACUUUAUGUCACCUACUUUGACUAUGAGGUUGGCUGGACUAAGUCAGAUAACUAAUCAGCUUCACACCUUCAAUGAUGUGUGCAAUAAUGAAUCAUUGGUAUCAGACACAGAAACGUCCAUUGCAAAAGAACUUGCAGACUGGCUUAUAAGCAACAAUGUGGUAGAGCAUAUAUUUGGACCAAAUUUACAUAUUGAGAUUAUCAAACAGUGCCAAGUGAUUUUGAAUUUUCUGGCAGCUGAAGGGCGAUUGAGUACUCAGCAUAUUGACUGCAUUUGGGCUGCUGCACAGUUGAAACACUGUAGUCGAUACAUACAUGACUUAUUUCCUUCACUCAUCAAGAAUUUGGAUCCAGUACCACUUAGACAUCUUCUUAAUCUGGUUUCGGCUCUUGAGCCAAGUGUUCAUACUGAACAGACAUUGUACUUGGCAUCGAUGUUAAUCAAAGCACUAUGGAAUAAUGCGCUAGCAGCUAAGGCCCAGCUAUCUAAACAGAGUUCUUUUGCAUCUUUAUUAAACACUAAUCUUCCUAUCGGAAAUAAGAAAGAGGAAGAAGAGCUCAGAAGAGCUGCACCAUCACCUUGGUCACCUGCAGCCAGUCCUCAAAGCAGUGAUAACAGUGAUACCCAUCAAAGUGGAGGCAGUGACAUUGAAAUGGAUGAGCAACUUAUUAAUAGAACCAAACAUGUGCAACAGCGACUUUCAGAUACAGAGGAAUCCAUGCAGGGAAGUUCUGAUGAAACUGCCAACAGUGGUGAAGAUGGAAGUAGUGGUCCUGGUAGCAGCAGUGGACAUAGUGAUGGAUCUAGCAAUGAGGUGAAUUCUAGCCAUGCAAGCCAGUCAGCAGGGAGCCCUGGCAGUGAGUUACAGUCAGAAGACAUUGCAGAUAUUGAAGCCCUGAAAGAAGAAGAUGAAGAUGACGAUCAUGGUCAUAAUCCUCCUAAAAGCAGUUGUGGUACGGAUCUUCGGAACAGGAAGUUAGAAAGUCAAGCAGGCAUUUGCUUAGGGGAUUCCCAAGGCCCAUCAGAAAGAAGUGGGACAAACAAUGGAACAGGAAAGGACCUGGUUUUUAAUACUGAGUCAUUGCCAUCGGUAGAUAAUAGAAUACGAAUGCUAGAUGCCUGUUCACAUUCUGAAGACCCAGAACAUGAUAUUUCGGGGGAAAUGAAUGCUGCUCAUAUAGCACAAGCAUCUCAGGAAUCUUGUAUUGCACGCACUGGGGACUUUCUUGGGGAGGCUAUUGGGAAUGAAUUAUUUAAUUGUCGGCAGUUUAUAGGUCCACAGCAUCACCACCACCACCACCACCACCACCACCACCAUGAUGGUCAUAUGGUUGAUGAUAUGCUCAGUGCAGAUGAUGUCAGUUGUAGUAGCUCCCAGGUCAGUGCAAAAUCAGAAAAAAACAUGGCUGAUUUUGAUGGUGAAGAAUCUGGGUGUGAAGAGGAGCUAGUUCAGAUUAAUUCACAUGCAGAGCUAACAUCUCAUCUCCAACAACAUCUUCCCAAUUUAGCAUCUAUUUACCAUGAACAUCUUAGUCAAGGACCUGCAGUUCAUAAACAUCAAUUCAGCAGUAAUGCUGUGACGGACAUUAAUUUGGAUAACGUUUGCAAGAAAGGAAACACUUUGUUGUGGGAUAUAGUCCAGGAUGAUGAUGCAGUUAAUCUUUCUGAAGGAUUAAUAAAUGAAGCAGAGAAACUUCUCUGUUCCUUAGUAUGUUGGUUUACAGAUAGACAGAUUCGAAUGAGAUUCAUCGAAGGUUGCCUUGAAAAUUUAGGAAACAACAGAUCAGUAGUAAUUUCACUUCGUCUUCUUCCAAAACUCUUUGGUACCUUUCAGCAGUUUGGGAGCAGUUAUGAUACACAUUGGAUUACAAUGUGGGCAGAAAAAGAACUGAACAUGAUGAAGCUUUUCUUUGAUAAUUUGGUAUACUAUAUUCAAGCUGUAAGAGAAGGCAGACAAAAGCAUGCAUUGUACAGCCAUAGUGCCGAAGUUCAGGUGCGACUUCAGUUCUUAACUUGUGUCUUUUCAACUCUGGGAUCACCUGAUCAUUUCAGGUUAAGUUUGGAGCAAGUUGAUAUUUUAUGGCAUUGUUUAGUAGAAGAUUCUGAGUGUUACGAUGAUGCACUCCAUUGGUUUUUAAAUCAAGUUCGAAGUAAAGAUCAACAUGCUAUGGGAAUGGAAACCUACAAACAUCUUUUCCUGGAGAAGAUGCCCCAGCUAAAACCUGAAACAAUUAGCAUGACUGGCUUAAACCUGUUUCAGCAUCUCUGUAACUUGGCUCGACUGGCUACCAGUGCCUAUGAUGGUGGUUCAAACUCUGAGCUUUGUGGUAUGGACCAAUUUUGGGGCAUUGCUUUAAGAGCACAAUCUGGUGAUGUCAGUCGAGCAGCUAUCCAGUAUAUUAACUCCUAUUAUAUUAAUGGUAAAACGGGUUUGGAGAAGGAGCAAGAAUUUAUUAGUAAGUGUAUGGAGAGUCUUAUGAUAGCUUCUAGCAGUCUUGAACAGGAAUCACACUCAAGUCUCACUGUUAUAGAAAGAGGACUCCUUAUGCUGAAGACACAUCUGGAAGCAUUUAGGAGAAGGUUUGCAUAUCAUCUCAGACAGUGGCAAAUUGAAGGCACGGGUAUUAGUAGUCAUUUGAAAGCACUGAGUGACAAACAGUCCCUGCCGCUAAGGGUUGUUUGCCAGCCAGCUGGACUUCCUGACAAGAUGACUAUUGAAAUGUAUCCUAGUGACCAGGUAGCAGAUCUUAGGGCUGAAGUAACUCAUUGGUAUGAAAAUUUACAGAAAGAACAAAUAAAUCAACAAGCUCAGCUUCAGGAGUUUGGUCAAAGCAGCCGAAAAGGAGAGUUUCCUGGAGGCCUUAUGGGACCUGUCAGGAUGAUUUCUUCUGGACAUGAAUUAACAACAGAUUAUGAUGAAAAAGCACUUCAUGAGCUUGGUUUUAAGGAUAUGCAGAUGGUAUUCGUAUCUCUGGGUGCACCAAGGAGAGAACGGAAAGGGGAAGGUGUUCAGCUGCCAGCAUCUUGCCUACCACCCCCUCAAAAGGACAACAUUCCAAUGCUUUUGCUCUUACAAGAACCUCAUUUAACUACUCUUUUUGAUUUAUUAGAGAUGCUCGCAUCAUUUAAACCACCUUCAGGAAAAAUGGCAGUCGAAGAUAGUGAGAGCUUAAGAUGUGAAGAACUUCAUCUUCACGCAGAAAACCUUUCCAGGCGUGUAUGGGAGCUACUGAUGCUUCUUCCUACAUGUCCUAACAUGUUGAUGGCAUUCCAGAAUAUCUCAGAUGAACAGAGCAAUGAUGGACUUAAUUGGAAAGAACUGCUCAAAAUUAAAAGUGCUCACAAGCUGUUAUAUGCCCUGGAAAUUAUUGAAGCACUGGGAAAACCUAACCGAAGAAUAAGGAGAGAGUCAACGGGAAGUUAUAGUGAUCUCUAUCCAGAUUCAGAUGAUUCAAGUGAGGAUCAAGUGGAAAACAGUAAAAAUUCCUGGAGUUGCAAGUUUGUUGCUGCAGGAGGACUUCAACAGUUGUUAGAAAUUUUUAAUUCUGGAAUUCUAGAGCCAAAAGAGCAGGAAUCCUGGACUGUGUGGCAGCUAGACUGUCUUGCUUGCUUGCUGAAGUUAAUAUGCCAGUUUGCAGUAGAUCCAUCUGAUUUGGAUUUAGCUUAUCAUGAUGUCUUUGCCUGGUCUGGUAUAGCAGAAAGCCAUAGGAAAAGAACAUGGCCUGGCAAAUCAAGAAAGGCUGCUGGUGAUCAUGCUAAGGGUCUUCAUAUACCAAGAUUAACAGAGGUAUUUCUUGUUCUUGUCCAAGGAACCAGUUUGAUUCAGCGACUUAUGUCUGUUGCUUAUACAUAUGAUAAUCUGGCUCCUAGGGUUUUGAAAGCUCAAUCUGAUCACAGGUCUAGACAUGAAGUUUCACAUUAUUCUAUGUGGCUCUUGGUGAGUUGGGCUCAUUGCUGUUCUUUAGUGAAAUCUAGCCUUGCUGAUAGUGAUCAUUUACAAGAUUGGCUAAAGAAAUUGACUCUCCUUAUUCCUGAGACUGCAGUCCGUCAUGAGUCUUGCAAUGGUCUUUAUAAGUUAUCUCUAUCAGGGCUGGAUGGAGGAGACUCAAUCAAUCGCUCUUUUCUGCUACUGGCUGCCUCAACAUUGUUGAAGUUCCUUCCAGAUGCUCAAGCACUCAAACCUAUCAGAAUAGAUGAUUAUGAAGAAGAACCAAUGUUAAAACCUGGAUGUAAAGAAUAUUUUUGGUUGUUGUGCAAAUUAGUUGACAACAUACAUAUAAAGGAUGCUAGUCAGACAACACUGCUCGACCUGGAUGCUUUGGCACGGCAUUUGGCUGACUGUAUUCGAAGCAGGGAGAUCCUCGAUCAUCAAGAUGGUAAUAUAGAAGAUGAUGGGCUUACAGGACUCCUAAGGCUUGCAACAAGUGUUAUUAAACACAAACCACCCUUUAAAUUUUCAAGGGAAGGACAGGAAUUUUUAAGAGAUAUCUUCAAUCUCCUGUUUUUGUUGCCUAGUCUAAAGGAUAGACAACAGCCAAAGUGCAAAUCACAUUCUUCAAGAGCUGCUGCUUAUGACUUGUUAGUGGAGAUGGUAAAGGGAUCUGUUGAAAACUACAGAUUAAUACAUAACUGGGUUAUGGCACAACACAUGCAGUCUCACGCACCUUAUAAAUGGGACUACUGGCCUCAUGAAGAUGUCCGUGCUGAGUGUAGAUUUGUUGGCCUGACUAACCUCGGAGCUACUUGUUACUUGGCUUCUACUAUUCAGCAACUUUAUAUGAUACCUGAGGCAAGACAGGCUGUUUUCACUGCUAAGUAUUCCGAAGAUAUGAAGCAUAAGACCACUCUUCUGGAGCUUCAAAAAAUGUUUACAUAUUUAAUGGAGAGUGAAUGCAAGGCAUAUAAUCCUAGACCUUUCUGUAAAACAUACACCAUGGAUAAGCAGCCUUUGAACACUGGGGAGCAGAAAGAUAUGACAGAGUUUUUUACUGAUCUGAUUACUAAAAUUGAAGAAAUGUCUCCAGAACUGAAAAAUACUGUCAAAAGUUUGUUUGGAGGUGUAAUUACAAACAAUGUUGUGUCCUUGGAUUGUGAACAUGUUAGUCAGACUGCUGAAGAGUUUUAUACUGUGAGGUGCCAGGUGGCUGAUAUGAAGAAUAUUUAUGAAUCUCUUGAUGAAGUUACUAUUAAAGAUACUUUAGAAGGUGACAACAUGUAUACUUGUUCUCAUUGUGGUAAGAAAGUACGAGCUGAAAAAAGAGCAUGUUUUAAGAAAUUGCCCCAGAUUCUGAGUUUCAAUACUAUGAGGUAUACAUUUAAUAUGGUCACAAUGAUGAAAGAAAAAGUGAAUACACACUUUUCCUUUCCAUUACGUUUGGAUAUGACACCCUAUACAGAAGAUUUCCUUAUGGGAAAGAGUGACAGGAAAGAAGGUUUUAAGGAAGUCAGUGAUCAUUCAAAAGACACGGAGAGCUAUGAGUAUGACUUGAUAGGAGUGACUGUUCAUACAGGAACCGCAGAUGGUGGACACUAUUACAGCUUCAUUAGAGAUAUAGUCAACCCACAUGCUUAUAAAAACAAUAAAUGGUAUCUUUUUAAUGAUGCUGAGGUAAAACCUUUUGAUUCUGCUCAACUUGCCUCUGAAUGUUUUGGUGGAGAGAUGACGACCAAGACCUAUGAUUCUGUUACAGAUAAGUUUAUGGAUUUCUCCUUUGAAAAGACCCACAGUGCAUAUAUGCUGUUUUACAAACGCAUGGAACCAGAGGAAGAAAGUGGCAAAGAGUACAAAUUUGAUGUUUCAUCUGAAUUGCUAGAGCUGGAGUCUCAUAACAGCUUCUGCACUUGGUCUCUUGUGAUUUCAUUCAUCAUUGAGCCUCUGGAAAACUCCAUUGUACACUCAGAAGAGAAUGAGUGGAUUUGGCAUGAUAACAUGCAGUUUCUUCAAGACAAAAACAUUUUUGAACAUACAUAUUUUGGGUUUAUGUGGCAGUUGUGUAGUUGUAUUCCCAGUACAUUACCAGAUCCUAAAGCUGUGUCUUUAAUGACAGCAAAGUUAAGCACUUCGUUUGUCCUAGAGACCUUUAUUCAUUCAAAAGAAAAGCCCACAAUGCUUCAGUGGAUUGAACUGUUGACCAAGCAAUUUAAUAAUAGUCAAGCAGCUUGUGAGUGGUUUUUGGACCGCAUGGCUGAUGAUGAUUGGUGGCCAAUGCAGAUACUAAUUAAGUGCCCUAAUCAAAUUGUGAGACAGAUGUUUCAGCGUUUGUGUAUCCAUGUAAUUCAGAGACUUAGACCUGUGCACGCUCAUCUCUAUCUACAGCCAGGGAUGGAAGAUGGGUCUGAUGAUAUGGAUGCUUCAGUAGAAGAUAUAGGUGGUCGUUCGUGUGUCACUCGAUUUGUGAGAACUCUGUUAUUAAUUAUGGAACACGGUGUGAAGCCUCACAGUAAACAUCUUACAGAAUAUUUUGCUUUCCUUUAUGAAUUUGCCAAAAUGGGUGAAGAAGAGAGCCAGUUUUUGCUCUCAUUGCAAGCCAUAUCUACAAUGGUACAUUUUUACAUGGGAACCAAAGGGCCUGAAAAUCCUCAAGUUGAAGUGUUGUCAGAGGAAGAAGGAGAAGAGGAGGAGGAGGAAGAAGAUAUACUCUCUCUGGCAGAAGAGAAAUACAGGCCAGCUGCCCUUGAAAAAAUGAUAGCUUUAGUUGCUCUUUUGGUUGAACAGUCUCGCUCAGAAAGGCAUUUGACAUUGUCACAGACUGACAUGGCGGCAUUAACAGGAGGAAAGGGAUUUCCCUUCUUGUUUCAACAUAUUCGCGAUGGCAUCAAUAUAAGACAAACUUGUAAUCUGAUUUUCAGCCUUUGUCGAUACAAUAAUCGACUUGCAGAACAUAUUGUAUCUAUGCUUUUCACAUCAAUAGCAAAAUUGACUCCUGAGGCAGCCAAUCCUUUCUUUAAAUUGUUGACUAUGCUAAUGGAGUUUGCCGGUGGACCUCCAGGAAUGCCUCCCUUUGCAUCUUACAUUCUGCAGAGGAUAUGGGAGGUGAUUGAAUACAAUCCUUCUCAGUGUCUGGAUUGGUUGGCAGUGCAGACACCCCGAAACAAACUGGCACACAGCUGGGUUCUACAGAAUAUGGAAAACUGGGUUGAGCGGUUUCUUUUGGCUCACAAUUAUCCUAGAGUCAGGACUUCUGCAGCUUAUCUUCUGGUGUCCCUUAUACCAAGCAAUUCAUUCCGCCAGAUGUUCCGGUCAACAAGGUCUUUGCACAUCCCAACCCGUGACCUUCCACUCAGUCCAGACACAACAGUAGUCCUACAUCAGGUCUACAACGUGCUCCUUGGUUUGCUCUCAAGAGCCAAACUUUAUGUUGAUGCUGCUGUUCAUGGCACUACAAAGCUAGUGCCCUAUUUUAGCUUUAUGACUUACUGUUUAAUUUCCAAAACUGAGAAGCUGAUGUUUUCCACAUAUUUCAUGGAUUUGUGGAACCUUUUCCAGCCUAAACUUUCUGAGCCAGCAAUAGCUACAAAUCACAAUAAACAGGCUUUGCUUUCGUUUUGGUACAAUGUGUGUGCUGACUGUCCAGAGAAUAUCCGCCUUAUUGUUCAGAACCCAGUGGUAACCAAGAACAUUGCCUUCAAUUACAUCCUUGCUGACCAUGAUGAUCAGGAUGUGGUGCUUUUUAACCGUGGGAUGCUGCCUGCCUACUAUGGCAUUCUGAGGCUCUGCUGUGAGCAGUCUCCUGCAUUUACACGACAACUGGCUUCUCACCAGAACAUUCAGUGGGCCUUUAAGAAUCUUACACCACAUGCCAGCCAAUACCCUGGAGCAGUAGAAGAACUAUUUAACCUGAUGCAACUGUUCAUAGCUCAGAGGCCAGAUAUGAGAGAAGAAGAAUUAGAAGAUAUUAAACAGUUUAAGAAAACAACCAUAAGUUGUUACUUACGUUGCUUAGAUGGCCGGUCCUGCUGGACUACUUUAAUAAGUGCCUUCAGAAUACUAUUAGAAUCUGAUGAAGACAGACUUCUUGUUGUAUUUAAUCGAGGGUUAAUCCUGAUGACUGAGUCUUUCAACACACUGCACAUGAUGUAUCAUGAAGCCACAGCUUGCCAUGUGACUGGAGACUUAGUAGAACUUCUGUCAAUAUUCCUUUCAGUUUUGAAGUCUACACGCCCAUAUCUUCAGAGAAAAGACGUGAAGCAAGCGUUAAUCCAGUGGCAGGAACGAAUUGAAUUUGCCCAUAAACUAUUAACUCUUCUUAAUUCCUAUAGCCCUCCAGAACUUAGAAAUGCCUGUAUAGAUGUCCUCAAGGAGCUUGUGCUUUUGAGUCCCCAUGACUUUCUUCACACUCUGGUUCCAUUUCUACAGCACAACCAUUGUACUUAUCAUCACAGUAAUAUACCAAUGUCUCUUGGACCUUAUUUCCCUUGUCGAGAAAAUAUCAAGCUAAUAGGAGGGAAAAGCAAUAUUCGGCCUCCGCGCCCUGAACUCAAUAUGUGCCUCUUGCCCACAAUGGUGGAAACCAGUAAGGGCAAAGAUGACGUUUAUGAUCGUAUGCUGCUAGACUACUUCUUUUCUUAUCAUCAAUUCAUCCAUCUAUUAUGCCGAGUUGCAAUCAACUGUGAAAAAUUUACUGAAACAUUAGUUAAGCUGAGUGUCCUAGUUGCCUAUGAAGGUUUGCCACUUCAUCUUGCACUGUUCCCCAAACUUUGGACUGAGCUAUGCCAGACUCAGUCUGCUAUGUCAAAAAACUGCAUCAAGCUUUUGUGUGAAGAUCCUGUUUUUGCAGAAUAUAUAAAAUGCAUCUUAAUGGAUGAAAGAACUUUUCUAAACAACAACAUUGUCUACACAUUCAUGACACAUUUUCUUCUAAAGGUUCAAGGUCAAGUGUUUUCUGAAGCUAACUGUGCCAAUUUGAUCAGCACCCUUAUUACAAACUUGAUAAAUCAGUAUCAGAACCUGCAGUCUGAUUUCACCAACAGAGUUGAAAUUUCCAAAGCAAGUGCUGCUUUAAAUGGGGACUUACGGGCACUUGCUUUGCUACUGUCGGUACAUACUCCCAAACAAUUAAACCCGGCUCUAAUUCCAACUCUGCAAGAGCUUUUAAGCAAAUGCAGGACUUGUCUGCAGCAGAGAAACUCACUCCAAGAGCAAGAAGCCAAAGAAAGAAAAACUAAAGAUGAUGAAGGGGCAACUCCUGUUAAAAGGCGGCGCGUUAGCAGCGAUGAGGAGCACACCGUCGACAGCUGCAUCAGUGACAUGAAGACAGAAACCAGGGAGGUCCUGACCCCAACUAGCACUUCAGACAAUGAGACGAGAGACUCCUCAAUUAUCGACCCAGGCACCGAGCAAGAUCUUCCUUCCCCUGAAAAUAGUUCUGUUAAAGAAUACCGAAUGGAAGUUCCAUCUUCGUUUUCAGAAGACACGUCAAAUAUCAGGUCACAGCAUGCAGAAGAACAGUCCGACAAUGGUAGGUUUGAAGACUGUAAGGAAUUGAAAGACCUCCACUGUUCCAAGGAUUCUAACCUUGCUGAGGAGGAAUCCGAGUUCCCUUCUACUUCUCUCUCUGCAGUUCUGUCUGACUUAGCUGACUUGAGAAGCUGUGACGGUCAAGCUUUGCCCUCCCAGGACCCUGAGGUGGCUUUAUCACUCAGCUGUGGCCAUUCCAGAGGACUCAUUAGUCACAUGCAGCAGCACGACAUUCUAGAUACCCUGUGUAGGACCAUUGAAUCUACAAUCCAUGUGGUCACGAGGAUAUCUGGCAAAGGAAACCAAGCUGCUUCUUGACAUUAGAUGUAGCAUGUCUACUUUUAAGGUCACCCCUCCCCCCACCCGAUGCUGUUUGUAUAAGUUUUGCCUAUUUCUGUUUUCGUGCUUCAGUUCGUCCAGUGCUCUCUGCUUGAAUGGCAAGAUAGAUUUAUAGGCUUAAUUCUUGGCCAGGCAGAAACUUCAGAUGAAAAAAUUUGCAUCUUCAGUAUACUUUCUAAAGGGCAAUCAGAUAAUGAAUAUGUUUUACGUAAUUAAGAGUUCACUGUAGUGGCUUUCAUUUAAUAUGGCUGUCUGGGAGGCACAGGGUUCUCUGGCCCUGUACAAUGUAAUUUAAACUUACAGCAUUUUUACUGUGUAUAAUAUGGUGUCCUCUGUGCCAGUUUUGUACCUUAUAAUAGAGGCAGAUUGCCUCCGAUCGCUGUGGUUCUUAUUAUCAAAAUUAAGUUUACUUGUAUACGGAACAACCACAAGAAAUUUGAUUCUGUAAAGAAUCCUCUUUAGCUGUGGCCUGGCAGUAUAUAAAUGGUGCUUUAUUUAACAGAAUACCUGUGGAGGAAAUAAAGCACACUUGAUGUAAAAAUAAUUGUUUUAUUUUUAUUGACAUGACUGAUUGCUAUUCUAUGCACUUAAUUAAACUGAUUGUGAUGACUUUUAAUUGUUUACAUACCUUGCUUCAGUCUUCUCAGAUGAAAGGAAUGAGAAAACUGUGAACCAGGAGAUGUACUUGUCCACUGUUGCUACUUCAUGAGAAGUACAGUGGCAGGCCAAAAGUACCUUUUUCCAUAGACUUUUCAGUCCUCGCCACUCCAGAGUGCAUAACUGCUGCAGGGAGAAGCAUAACAAUGCAGCCCGCUUGCCCUCACAUCAACAUGCUUCUGAAUGCAACAUGCCACUGUUUCACGACCUAGAGCUACACACCUUAAAAACCCUGAAGUAAAAUAAAGGAAGUACCAACAUGCCAUUUGUCUCUUCCUGAAUUAAAAAUUUACAGCUAAAAGUAGGCUCGCUAAGACAAGCUUUAGCUUGGGACACUUCAACUAUCCACACUCGGAGACGCAAUCUGUUCCCGGAGGAGCAUCUAUGGACGGUAACGUUAACAGUCUGAUUUCACAUUGCUUGCUUUUAGCUCAGUGCAGAGUCUAGUCAUAGUAAAUAAAGAUUCAACAGUGCUUUCAA